AUGGUCGCUCGCUCAGCGCCAACGUUGAGAUUUUCCUCCGUGCGACACAAAGAUCCAUCACCCACAUCCGAUCCACAGAGCAAAAUUUCCUCCUUCACCACCACCACUACCACCACCACCACAACACCCAAUAAUUCGUCAACCGUCACCACCCGGCGACAUUCCAUAAUCCAACAACAGUUACAGCAGCAACAAGAACGACGACAACGCACUACCCUCAUACAAUCUAAGCUCCCGUUCGCCCCGCCCUCCUCCACCGGCGCUCUACAAUCCCAAUCCCACUCCCAACUCCAACAGAAACCCACCAAGACGACUCCGGCCUCCGACCGGCCCUUCAAAAAGGCAAAACUGGAUGGUCGCCACUAUGACCAGGCACCCAUCACCAGGCCUGCAAAACUUCCCCUGCGCAGCAGGGAUUCGCAGGGCCUUCUAGCACCCUCCGAACCAUCCCUGGCUUCACGAACCCGCUCGUCCACUGGUCGCGCUACCACAACACCUGCGACCACCACAGCUCUCACUGCAACUACAACUACUGAUAGACUUCCCACCAUCGCUACUAAUACCAAGUCCGCUGCCUCCACAACACCGGUUCCGCCCCGCCUUACUGCCUCCCCCGCAUCCCCGUCGGCGGAAACUCGGACAACACGACAAUCUGUGCAUAGUCACCGUCACCUGCGCAACCGGCCCGUGGCGGUGAAUGGAGAUGUGGAGAAUAAGGCUGCCGUGCCGACGCUCCGGGAUACCAUUGAUAACAAUAAUAGUAUCAAUACCGGUGCCAAUGCCAAUGCCGAAGCCGAAGCCGAUGAUUUGGGAGCCCGGAAUAUGAGUAGUGGUAUCGUCGAUGGUGAUGGGCUGCUGAAGAAUAAUGGGGUUUCUCCUUCCACCGCUGUUGUGAGCCGGGAGAAGAGAUCGUUAAGAUCCAAUGAUGGCGGUUCGAGGUCGAAGAGUGAAUUGGCGAUGUAUUUUCAGAAUUAUGAGCAGAUUGUUAGUUUGGAGCCGAUUAAGCCUGCCUUUGAUUUAUCCCGAAUUUGCCAUGAGCUAAUCCUAGCAGAAUUUCUUUGUGCAGACACACAUAUUUUCCUGAUCGAUGAUCUCACUCAAGCCAUCGUACUUGACCCUGAACCGACAAAAUCCUCAGCGCCCAAAUCUCGAGGGAAGCAGGUUCAUAAGUAUCUUAAAAAUGGCUACACCUUGCAAUCAGCAAUGAACAACCCACUCCUCGAGCUCCAUGACGCUCAAAUACUAAACUUUCCCUCUCCAUCAAAUAAUAGCAAAAAACCACCAAAAGAUCCCCUGGAUGACGAUGUCUAUUUUAAAGCCCAUCGGAGGCUCGAACGGCAAGAAAAGCAACUUCGAAAUAUUGAACGGGAGAGGGCUCAGCAUGAGAAAGUGCAGCUUGAUCGGUUACUGGAUGAGUUGCAGGGCCAUGAUUGGCUGCGAGUUAUGGGUAUCAGCGGAAUCACGGAGACGGAGAAGAAGUUAUAUGAACCCAAACGAGCAUACUUCAUCAAAGAGGUGACGGCAUUAAUUGAGAAAUUCAGAGUGUGGAAGGAGGAGGAGAAACGGAGGAAAAUAGAAAGGGACCAGAUCCUUGCAGAGGAGGAUGAGGAUGGAUAUAACGAAGAACACGAAACCGGUGACGAAGGUGAAGAGGAGGUAGAGGAAGAGGAAGAGGAAGAGGAUACCAACCCCCCCUUCAACGAUGGGGAGCUGGGACGAUCCUCUCCACACUUUCAAACCUACGGUGAGCCCCCAGACAUCAAUGAUGUCGAUGCCUGGGCAGCCCACCAGCUCCAUCAAGAAGCCAUCUCAGCCUCCACCACCACAGCACGCUACCGCAAUCUACGUCAUCUUCAUCCUCCUCCUCCUCCUCCUCCUCUUCCUCUUCCACACCCAUCCACCGCCUCAAAAGCCCUCUCACCCUCCUCACCCACUCCCACCACCUCCUCCACCUCCACCUCCCCAACCUUCUCUACCUCCCACUAUGCCCAUACAGGCCACGAUUCUGACCAAGUCCCCCAAACCCCUAGCCCAGCAACUACAUUCACAUCAACGGGACCCUCCCUCCUCCCACCAUCCCAGCCGCAACCGCAACCGGAGGCAGAAGAACCCUUCACAUCGUUCUAUACGAAACGCUACCUGCGCGACGCCGCCGUUGGAAAAAGCAGACACGGCGGCCGCCGCUGGCGCACCAGGACAGCGACGGCGACGGCAUUCGGCCAGCCGCUGCCGGAGAUAGGAGAGCAGGAGUUCGAGUUGCCUGGUGAUAUUCUUACGGAGGAGGCUAUUGAGGCGUGUCAGAGGAAGAAGAGGAGAUUGAGGAGGGAGAGGGGGUAG
Messenger RNA from Paracoccidioides brasiliensis Pb18, 2337 nucleotides. RefSeq lists its product as uncharacterized. Gene Ontology annotation, cellular component: SAS acetyltransferase complex. The record is from RefSeq and is a predicted model, not a curated record. Gene Ontology annotation, molecular function: histone acetyltransferase activity. The coding region runs from base 1 to 2337 and encodes 778 amino acids. The transcript is spliced from 2 exons.